This is a messenger RNA of Guillardia theta CCMP2712, 552 nucleotides long. RefSeq lists its product as hypothetical. Bases 1 to 552 code for a protein of 183 amino acids. NCBI's taxonomy places the organism in Eukaryota, Cryptophyceae, Pyrenomonadales, Geminigeraceae. The record is from RefSeq and is a predicted model, not a curated record. The transcript has 6 exons.
AUGUCCACGAGCAGAGGCGACGCGGAGGAGCAGGCCUUGUGUCACGAGAGCAUCGCUGCUGUCCAGCUGGACCUGGGGGACCCCAGGAUGGCGACGAUGCACUUGGAGGAAGCGCUGGCUUUGUCGGAGGCGUUGGUGGAGGAGCACCGCCAUGUCGAGGAGCCACAAGAACCCGCAGACCCGCACGAUCCGGGGGCAGCAGGGGGCGAGAGCAGCGGGGGAAGCAGAAGAUCGCAGGUAAAGCUCGAACGGAUCCAACAGAAGCUCGAGGAAGCCAAGAGAUUUUGCGUGACGGGCACAUCGAACGGGGAGGAUGGAGCGGUUGUUUCGCUUCAGACGGAGAGGGCCGACGAAUGGAAGAGGCUUGAGGACGAGGAGAUCGUAAAGGUGCCGCUGAGUAUCAGGAGAGAAGAUGGGGAAAAGGCGGAAGGACCCAAAUUUCCUCUCAAGUUUAAGCUGAAGAUGCCUGGACAAGAGCUUGCCUCGCACUUCAAGUUUCUUCAGUCUUGGAGCGUUCACAAGAAAUACUACGAGAGAGCAGAAGCAGACUGA